GGAGGCAUGGAGAGCCUGCUGGAGAAUCCGGUGCGUGCCGUGCUCUACCUGAAGGAGCUCACGGCCAUCGUGCAGAACCAGCAGAGCCUCAUCCAUACCCAGCGUCAGCGUAUCGACGAGCUGGAGCGGCGGCUGGACGAGCUAAGCGCUGAGAACCGCAGCCUGUGGGAGCACCAGCAGCUACUGCAAGCCCAGCCUCCGCCCGGGCUUGUCCCCCCGUCGCCAGCCCCGCUACCGGUUAUCCCAGUCACCGCUGCCACCCCCGCCGCCGCCGCCGCCGCCGCCCAGGAACCGCUCCAGAACCACGGACAGCUCCUGCCCUCCUCGCCACAGACCGCGCCGGAGCAGCCACCGCUUCAGCACCACGGACAGUUUCUUGUGCAGCCCCCACCGGGCCCUAGCAGUAGGGCGCACGCACCCCAGUCGCCCCACCAGCACCCGGUGUCUCCGGGGGCCGUCGCCAACAAGGAGAAGGAGCGGUCCCCGAGUUGUUGCGCUGCCGCUGGAACCCUCCUUCAGCACAAAUCCCCUGCUGCCCUCGGCAAGGGCGUCCUGAGCAGGAGACCUGAGAAUGAGACUGUGCUGCAUCAGUUCUGCUGCCCUGCCGCCGAUGCCGAGCAGAAGCCCUCCUGUGCUGACCUGGCCUCCCAAAGUGACGGCUCCUGUGCCCAGGCCAGUGGGGGCAUGGAGGACUCCGUGGUGGCAGCAGCAGCGGUGGCAGCCGGCAGACCCAGUGCCCAUGCCCCGAAGGCUCAAGCCCAGGAGCUGCAGGAGGAGGAGGAGCGGCCAGGGACAGGGGGUGCCUCCCCGAGGGCUGGCCCCCACCGUGGGGCCUCCCCUGGCCAGCAGCAGCCUGCCUUGGCGACAGCGCUCUGCUCCCACGCCCCUGCUGCCUCCGAUUACGAACUCUCCCUUGACCUAAAGAAUAAACAGAUUGAAAUGCUAGAACACAAGUACGGGGGCCACCUGGUAUCCCGCCGCGCCGCUUGCACCAUCCAAACCGCCUUCCGCCAGUACCAGCUCAGCAAGAACUUUGAGAAGAUUCGCAACUCGCUCCUGGAGAGCCGCCUGCCGCGUCGGAUCUCCCUGCGCAAGGUGCGUGCGCCCACCGCCGAGAGCCUGGCGGCCGAGAAGGCGCUCAUGGAGGGCUACGGCCUCCUGGGGCUGCCGCUGGUGCGCUCGCCCUCCCUGCCGCCCACCCUGGCCGGCACGCUCACCGAGCUGGAGGACUCCUUCACCGAGCAGGUGCAGUCCCUAGCCAAGUCCAUUGACGACGCCCUCAGCACCUGGAGCCUCAAAACCAUGUGCUCCUUGCAGGAGAGCGGCGCUUACCAGAUCCACCAGGCCUUGCACACCGGCGCCGGGCCGCCUGGCCUGGAAGCGGAGAUACGGGAGCAGGAGAGCGCCUACCAGGGACCUGGGGAAGAGGCCGCCCAGGCCGCGGGCCUGCCCCAGGGCCACAGCAGCACCCUGAUGAUGGCUUUCCGGGACGUCACCGUGCAGAUCGCCAACCAGAACAUCUCCGUCUCCUCCUCCACCGCUUUGUCAGUAGCCAACUGUCUGGGCGCACAGACUUCCCAGGCCCCGGCAGGGCUCGUGGCGGGCCAAGCGGAGCUGGGCGAGGGCCUGGGUCAGGAGGCGCCGGUGGCCCCAGCAGCGGGCCAGGGAGACGCGCCCGCCGAGAUCACCAGCGCAGAGGCGGGAGCCGGCGGGGCGGGGCGCGCCAGCACGCCUGGUCCCGAGGAUGCGGUGGUGGAGGAGGCCCGGGCCGUGCCGGUAGAGGAGGAAGAGGAGAAGGAGGAGACAGGGAAGGUGGGGAAAGGGGCCGAGGCUGAGACAGACACGGGCGACAACUCGGAGCAGCUGAGCAGCAGCAGCACGUCCACCAAGUCGGCCAAGUCGGGCUCGGAAGUCUCGGCGUCGGCCUCCAAGGAGGCCCUGCAGGCCAUGAUCCUGAGCCUGCCGCGCUACCACUGCGAGAACCCGGCCAGCUGCAAGUCGCCCACGCUCUCCACCGACACCCUGCGCAAACGCCUCUACCGCAUCGGCCUCAACCUCUUCAACAUAAACCCAGACAAGGGCAUCCAGUUCCUGAUCUCACGUGGCUUCAUCCCUGACACCCCCAUUGGAGUGGCCCAUUUCCUGCUCCAGCGCAAAGGCCUCAGCCGGCAGAUGAUCGGCGAGUUCCUGGGCAACAACAAGAAGCAGUUCAACCACGACGUGCUGGACUGCGUGGUGGACGAGAUGGACUUCUCCAGCAUGGAGCUGGACGAGGCCCUGCGCAAGUUCCAGGCUCACAUCCGCGUGCAGGGCGAAGCCCAGAAGGUGGAGCGGCUCAUAGAGGCCUUCAGCCAGCGCUACUGCAUGUGCAACCCCGAGGUGGUGCAGCAGUUCCACAACCCCGACACCAUCUUCAUCCUGGCCUUCGCCAUCAUCCUCCUCAACACCGACAUGUACAGCCCCAACAUCAAGCCUGACCGGAAGAUGAUGCUAGAGGAUUUCAUCCGAAACCUUCGAGGUGUGGACGAUGGCGCUGACAUCCCCAGGGAGCUGGUGGUGGGCAUCUACGAAAGGAUACAGCAGAAGGAGCUCAAGUCCAAUGAGGACCAUGUCACAUAUGUCACCAAGGUGGAGAAGUCCAUCGUGGGCAUGAAGACAGUGCUGUCAGUGCCCCACCGCCGCCUGGUGUGCUGCAGCCGGCUCUUUGAAGUGGCAGACGUGAACAAGCUGCAGAAGCAGGCCGCCCAUCAGCGGGAGGUGUUCCUCUUCAACGACCUGCUGGUGAUUCUCAAACUUUGCCCGAAGAAGAAGAGCUCCUCCACAUACACCUUCUGCAAGUCGGUCGGCCUGCUGGGCAUGCAGUUCCACCUCUUUGAAAAUGAGUAUUACUCUCAUGGCAUCACCCUGGUGACCCCGCUCUCGGGCUCCGAGAAGAAGCAGGUGCUGCACUUCUGUGCCCUGGGCUCAGACGAGAUGCAGAAGUUUGUGGAGGACCUGAAGGAGUCCAUCGCGGAGGUGACGGAACUGGAGCAGAUCCGGAUAGAGUGGGAGCUGGAGAAGCAGCAGGGAGCGAAGACACUGUCCUACAAGGCGGGAGGAGCCCAGGCGGACCCGCAGUCCAAGCAGGGAUCGCCUACAGCCAAAAGGGAAGCCGCGCUGGGCGAGAGGCCAUCGGAGAGCACGGUGGAGGUGUCAAUUCACAACAGGCUUCAAACGUCCCAGCACAACUCCGGGCUGGGGGCCCAGAGGGGAGCUCCAGUGGCACUGCCAGGCCCGCAGCCUAGCCCCUUGAGAGAGCAGCCCCCGCCGCCAGUGCCGCAGCUGCCACCCACGCCCCCGGGGACCCUGGUGCAGUGUCAGCAAAUUGUCAAGGUCAUUGUCCUGGACAAGCCCUGCUUGGCCCGCAUGGAGCCCCUGCUAAGCCAGGCUCUCUCCUGCUACGCCUCUUCCUCUUCUGACUCCUGCGGCUCCACACCCCGGGGUGGCCCAGGCUCCCCGGUGAAGGUCAUCCACCAGCCCCCCCUGCCCCCGCCCCCACCCCCCUACAACCACCCUCACCAGUACUGCCCUCCAGGCUCCCUGCUGCACAGGCGCCGCUACUCCAGCGGGUCCAGGAGCCUGGUGUAGACUGUUUGCCACGCUGCUGUUUCACCGGAGGGCUGCACCCAGGAGCCCCAGCUGCCCCUUUGCUGCUCCCCUCACCUUGGCACGCAGUGUUCCUGGUCACCGUCACCAUCAUCUUGGAAAGAGAACCCCAGUCCCUGGCAGGUGGAUUUGCCUCACCCGACCGUUCCCUUACUCAGAUGGGCACCCCCCCCCCAAAUCUGGAGACACCACUGCACUCUCCUGGCCUUGCACAGUCUGCCCGGCCAGGCCUCAUCCUCCUGCCACCGCUCAACACCUGGACCAUGGACUGGAGAGAAUAGGGACUGAGGGCCUGCUCGGCGUCUGGGUCCUGAGUCUGUUGGGCCCUGGGCCUCAAGCUGGGAGGGUCGUGCAAGAGGCUGGGGCCAGUACCCAAGCACCGGACAGCAAGUGGCCUGGCUUCCUGCUCAGCAAUCGGUGUUGCACUCGGAGGAGGAGGGUUGGCCCUGGAUCCCUGGAAGGACCGAGAAGGUGGGAAUGUGAAGGGUCUUUGUUGCACCUGCCCCCGGAAGCCUGGCAGGCUCAGGAGGCCGCUGGUCUGUCCCCGAGGAUGCUGUCCUAUCACGUCCUCCCCCUCCGCCCCAGGCCUGCUCUUUCUCCGGAGCUGGGCCCUGCCUGCCCAGGGCUACCCAGACUCCAGCAAAGCUUUGAUAAAGGAGGGAGGAAGGGGGCCAUCUCAGGUCUCUCUAGGUCCAUUCAACAGGCCUACAGAACCAUGAGGCCAUUUAUCUACAAAAUUUUAGAGUUUUAGUUCCCUAGCCCCAAAUAAUACCCAGCCAGUGCACAGUGCACCCCAGGUGUAAACAUGAACACACGUGGGAACUGGGCUAAUUUCUUCCCCAGUGGGAAGAAACAGGAAGAAGGGGCAGCGGUCUGCCAGGGGCAAAUGCAGCCAGCGGAAGUGGAUUGGGAGACAGGGCUCCCUCCCGCACGACAGCUGUGACCUCCAUGGGAAUCAAGAUGCA
This is a messenger RNA of Molossus molossus (Pallas's mastiff bat), 4610 nucleotides long. It is a transcript of the gene IQSEC3, whose product is annotated as IQ motif and Sec7 domain ArfGEF 3. NCBI's taxonomy places the organism in Eukaryota, Metazoa, Chordata, Mammalia, Chiroptera, Molossidae. Gene Ontology annotation, molecular function: protein binding; guanyl-nucleotide exchange factor activity. Gene Ontology annotation, biological process: regulation of ARF protein signal transduction; actin cytoskeleton organization. The transcript is spliced from 14 exons. The coding region runs from base 7 to 3627 and encodes 1206 amino acids. The record is from RefSeq and is a predicted model, not a curated record.